Protopolystoma xenopodis is the source of this 453-nucleotide messenger RNA. NCBI's taxonomy places the organism in Eukaryota, Metazoa, Platyhelminthes, Monogenea, Polystomatidea, Polystomatidae. The record is from the annotation of a GenBank genome assembly.
UUGCAAGAGGAAAUCGGCCUCCUCCUCAGUGCAACCGAUCCCCAAGUGGACAAAGCGCUGACUGGGCAUGCUCCGUCUGUUGAGUUUGGCGCUUCUUCAGACACCCCCGCUGCCACCGAUACCAUAGCCGCCAUUCGCAACAGUAGUAAUAGUAUAUUGGCUCGGUUCGAUCGAUUGAUCAGCAACCAAAUGAACUCCAUUAAGCUACUUUGUCAGUUGGCGAGACGUCUAUCCGUGGUGGAUGCAAAGUUUGCUUGCGCAAGAUAUUUAUCUUGCGCAGACGCCGUAGUCGUCGAUACCAGCAAUAUCCACGAUGUUGUCUCGACGGAUGAGUCUGAAAAGGCUGCAAAGACAGCUUCUUGUGCUUACUUGGUUGGCAGCACAAUUACUUCUGCUUUGACAUCCGAGAGAUUGGCCCAUACCGCUGCAUCUGCUUCUGCCAAGAUAAGGUGA